AUGGAACUUGACACCAUCUAAUUAUUCAAUCCGAAAUAGUUUAAUACAUUGAGAAAAUUGGGUUAAGGAUCUUAAGCAUCUGUAUUCAAGGUAUAGCCAAUUGAAAUUUCCUCAAACAUUCACAAGUAGAAAUACGCUCUCAAAAUUAUUAAAAAAGGAAUCGAAAAAGAUGUCUAAGCGGAAUGUUUAUCAAAUGAAAUAAAAAUAAUGAAAUCAUUAAAAAGUCUACCAAAUGUUGUGCAAUUGCGUUAGAUCUUUGAAGACAAUGAAAAUGUGUAUCUCUUAAUGGAUUAUAAAAAAGGAGGAAAUCUUAAGGAACUAAUAAAAAAUAAGGGGAUGAUGAAUGAGUAUGAAGCAAAAUAAGUAUGUUUUCAACUGCUAUAAACUCUUGGUGACAUCCACGAUAAAAAUGUAGUCCACAGAGAUGUAACACCACAGAACAUUUUAUUUGAAGAGAAAUUUAACCCGGAUUUUAGAUUUGACUAUAAGUUAAGUAUAGCCGAUUUCGGAUUAUCUGCUUAUUUGGACUAAAUUCAAAACUAAUAGUAAAUAAUAAAGUGCGGAACUCCUGGCUUUAUGGCUCCAGAAAUACUAAGAUCAACUAAGUAUUCUUCAAAAUCAGAUAUAUUUAGUGUCGGUUGCGUUAUCUAUAAGAUGCUUACUGGCUCUAAUUUAUUUGACGGAAUCAACCCUAUUUAAAUACUUAAACUUAAUUGGAAAUGUAAUGUCAAAGAUCCUAUUAAAAAUAAUUUAAGUAGAUACACUGACGCUUGUAAAGAAUUUAUGCUCUAAAUUUUAAGAGAUGAUGAAACAAGGAGACCUAAUGCUAGAGAGGCUAUGAUGCAUCCUUGGAUUAGACCUAUGUAUCUAAAAAAGGAUAGAACUUUUAAGUAUUAAUAACAGAGAAAAGGUCUUCUAUAUAACUAAUUAGGGGUUGUUUCAGGGAUAUCUACUUAUUAAGGUACAUUGAAAAAUCUUAUUAUAAACCAAUAAGUUUGUUCAAUAGUUUAAAGCAAUGCAGAAGUAAAAAAUAUUGAUGAUGAAUAAAAAUAAUAAGAAUGUGACAACACCAUUAAGUAACCUCUUAGGUCUCAAAAUUAAGGAAUCACUAUACCACUAAAUAAAGCUUAGGAAUGCAUUGAAAAUGAGACAUUUUAGCAAAAUUAAAAGCUAGUAAGGCAAAAGUAAAGUAGUUCCUCUUUUCGUAUAAAGAGGAGAUGUGAUGUACUUAAAACUAGCGAUCAAGAAAAAUUAGAGAACUCUAAUCACACUCCAGAGAGAAUGUUGAAUAUUAAGGACUCUGAUUGUGCUAGUUGA
This is a messenger RNA of Stylonychia lemnae, 1317 nucleotides long. NCBI's taxonomy places the organism in Eukaryota, Ciliophora, Spirotrichea, Sporadotrichida, Oxytrichidae. The record is from the annotation of a GenBank genome assembly.